Messenger RNA from Scedosporium apiospermum, 1617 nucleotides. RefSeq names its product Threonine aspartase. Gene Ontology annotation, molecular function: threonine-type endopeptidase activity. Lineage: Eukaryota; Fungi; Ascomycota; Sordariomycetes; Microascales; Microascaceae. The coding region runs from base 1 to 1617 and encodes 538 amino acids. Gene Ontology annotation, biological process: protein maturation. The transcript has 3 exons. The record is from RefSeq and is a predicted model, not a curated record.
AUGCAAACGAGGUUUUCCACCUACAAGCAUGUAGCGAUGGCCAUGAGGUUUCUCAAUGCUGGUGCGAGCGCAACCGAGGCCGUGACAAUCGCCAUCAAAAUUCUUGAAGAUCGAGAAAUCACAAAUGCCGGAUAUGGCUCGAACCUCUGCAUCGACGGAACGGUCGAAUGCGAUGCAUGUGUUGUCGACCAUCUUGGUCGUAGCGGUGCCUGUGGCGCCGUAUCUAAUAUUCGAAAUCCCAUAUGUUUAGCCAAGGUCCUGCUUGAUAAAAGCCUCGAGCCCCUGUCGCUUCGGAGGGUCCCUCCCAGUUUUCUAGUCGGAGUCGGCGCCGUUAAGUUCGCACAACGACAUGGGUUGGAGAUCGUGCCCAACGAGAAUCUUAUCUCCAAAAGUGCUAGUGACCGGUUCCACCGCUGGCAACAAGACUUGAGGCGUGCUGCUGCUUUGAAGUCCAAGCCGAAUAAUCAGACGCCGGACGCCGCGGAGAAUUCUCGACCCGGAAGAUCGGUCACGCUUCGUCCGUUCGGCCCCGAUCAGUCGGAUCAUCAGAACGCAGUGGCGACUGGGCUGUUUAAUGAAGCUCAACCUGAUUCACCGUCGAACGUUAUCCCCGCAUCCAGAGCUGAAUCUUCUAGCACCGAAGGCUACGAGGUUCCAAUGAGGAAGUCCACGGCGAACAGCUCUGGGAAAGAUGUAGAGCCUACUCCCCAUCUAAAGCCUUCUGAUACUUGCGCCCCGGGGGCCGAAAUUUUUGCUCAGUUUCCAGGAUUGACGAAUGAGGGCGCCUUGGCACUUCUGCAUCCGCAAUACCAGGGUCGCCAUCCCGAGGUCUCAAAAGCACCAACGAAUGGACCCCGGGAUGGAAACGGAAUUGGUUUGGCUGAGCAGGCUUUAAGAGAUGGAUCGACUUCACCUCAGGCCCUUGAUAAACAAUUCCCAGCGGGCAUCCUGGGCUGUCACGAGGACAACAGGACGGCGCCGCCCGAAUGGAACAAGUCUUCAUUUGGCCAUAAAAGGCUCUAUGGAGAGUACGCACAGGAUUCGGAUGAUAUGAUCACAGACACGGUGGGUGCGAUCGCAAUCGAUCAAAUGGGCCGCGUAGCUGCAGGCUCAUCUUCAGGUGGCAUCGGCAUGAAACACAGAGGCAGAGUCGGUCCGGCAGCUCUCGUUAGAAUCGGAUCCGCCGUUAUCCCGGCCCACCCGGCGGACCACGACAAUGUCUCUGUGGCUGCGGUCGCCAGCGGCACUGGGGAGCACAUGGCUACCACAAUGGCCUCCCAGCGAUGCGCCGAGCGACUCAUGCGAGGCAGCCGGUGCGGCGAGAUGGGCGAGGAUGUGUACGACGGGGAUGACCAUGACAUCAUUCACUCUUUUAUCAUGGAGGAUUUCAUGAAGCAUCCGGGAGUGCAAGGAAUGACCACCACGGGAGCGCUUGGAGUGAUCGCUGUCAAGAAGAGUAGAAACGCCGUAUAUUUCUACUUUGGUCACAAUACCGACUCCUUCGCCCUGGCGACAAUGGCUUCCACGGAUAGGGAACCCAAGUGCCUCAUGUCUCGCCUUGCUCCGGAUGGGGACACCAAAUGUUCGGUUGGUGCUCGCCGAGUUGCCAUCCGGUGA